Molecule: messenger RNA, 3357 nt
Organism: Mesorhabditis belari
Lineage: Eukaryota; Metazoa; Nematoda; Chromadorea; Rhabditida; Rhabditidae
Source: the annotation of a GenBank genome assembly
AUGUGGGGAUUGCUGUUGGGGAAUCGACCAAGGCAUUUCGCCCUUUUCUGGAUGGCCUCAACGAUUGGGAUUAUGCUGAUUGGAACAACGAUUGCUCAAGCACAACAACCUGUCAUUGAGGCGAUCGAGGAUGGGCAGGUAAUCGAUCAAGAUCAUGACUACAUUGAGCCAAUCCCGUUUAACUAUCCACAACCUGUGGCACCUCGAGUUGAAGCUGAAAACGAUCACGAGCUGCAGGCACCAUGUUGCGGAAGCGCGGCACAUCUCGACAAUUUGCACUAUCUGAUUGUUGCUACGAUGGACGGAACGAUUCGUGCGCUAGAUGUGGAGAGAAACGCGGAAAUUGCUUGGGAUGGGAAUUUCGAUGCACAACCAUUAAUGGCCGGCACAUUGGGAAGAGUUCAACCGAUGACAGCUGAGGGUCGAGAUUUUCACUUGGUGCCGGCAUUGGACGGAUCGCUUUACAUGUAUAGUGUAAAUGAGAGGAUUCUGGAGCCGAUUCAGCUGAAUACCGACUCAUUGUUGCAGGCUUCACUCAAAUUGGGAAGCGAGGCGGUGGUCGGUGGGAAAACCGUUUCAACAACGGGAGUCGAUCCAGUUACUGGGAAGGUACGAUACCAUUGUGAUAUGGGAAAUUGCGAGAAGAACACUAACGAGGAUCAAAAUAAUAUUGCACACGCGACACUGGUGUUCAAACGAUCUGGGCACGCGAUUCGGGCACUGGAUGGGUUCACUGGAAAUGAGAGAUGGAAUCUAUCAGUGGCUGAAUAUGAAGCCUCUUUGCUUCUUCGCAAUCAAGAUCAAACGGGACAUUCUGCAAAAACUCCGUUGUCUUUCCGAGUCAGUCCUCCUGAAGGAAUUAUCACCGCUUAUGACAGUUGUGGAGCCGAGCGCUGGACGAUCACUGUCGAAAAUCACGUCGCUCACAUGUGGGAGUUAAAGAAUAGCGAGCUUAGAGAGAUCUCACUUUUUGAAUCGAAAAACAUCCACACCUUGUCAGCUGAAGAUGAACUGGCUCAACGAAGAAAGGAGCCGCUUCUGGACUCGCAAUCGCUUCUUUACUUGGGUACUUCAAACAAUCAGCCUUUUAUCAUUCACUCUCCAAAUCUGAAAGCCGAGUCGACGAUGAGAUUGGCUACAAGAUCAACUAGAGACAGCCAUGUCAGUUCUCGCGGGCAACUCCUUCCAGCUGUGCGAAACACGUACAUCGUUGAGCCAACAAGUCUGGUUGAAAUGCUGACGACAUCAUAUGAAAAUUCUGUAUCACGAAGAAUGAGAACAAGAACUGAGGAAAUAAAUGAUGAACAUAAUAAACAAGUGGCAUUGAGGGGAAGUCGAGAGGUACAAGUGGCUGCUGGGGAAAGGAGAGAUGAUUGGCCGACUAGAAGCUCGUGUCCAAAUGGAGAAGGAAUUGCGCUGAUCGGUCAAUCCGAUAUCAGAAGUGCCAAAUUUCCGGUACCAUUUGAUGAGGAAGGCUCUACUGUUUCAGACGACGGUUAUUUCAUCAUGAAACACUCAUCACCCAGAAGGGGUUGGUUCCCACGAGAUCGGUUUGAGCAACAAUGUGGAACGGGAUUCGUACCGAGAUUGAGGAGGCAAUUGAGAUUAGAUGAGACUGUCAGCGGAUGGUGGAGAGUCAUCGCUUUACUUGUAAUCUCAUGUCUUGGUGUGCUGAUCGUUCCGAUUUGGAAGAUUGUAAAGAGGGUGAAAGCCGCGCGGCAAAGAAGAGCCAUUGAAAGAAAUGUUGUAACGGAAGUCCAAGAAUCGACAACUUUGGAAGAAAAUGGAGAAAAGUCUGAAGAGCCAGCUGCUCGAAUCAUCGCCCCAUCAACCUCCACAUCAACCGAUCUCUCUUCACCCGGUUUAAUCCGUCAAAGAGCAAAUCAAAGUGGUUCUGAAGCUCAAUUUGAAUCGAAAUUUUUACAAGACUACGAGGUGUUGCGUGUGCUCGGCAAAGGUGGCUAUGGAGUGGUGUUUUCGGCGAGGAACAAAAUGGAUGACAUUGUUUAUGCGAUAAAGAGAAUCGCUGUCUCUGAUGAUCCGAAAGCGAUUGAAAGGGUUCAGAGAGAGGUGAAAACAAUGGCCCGUUUCGAUCAUCCAGGCAUCAUUCGAUACUAUCACUCAUGGAAAGAGAAUCCGCCACCAGAAUGGCAGGAAGAAAACGAUCGUCAACUCUUGAAAGCCCUCAAAAGGCAGCGAGUGAGAAGAGAUCAUGGAGAAGAUUUCACCGAAAACACCCAUAGUAUCUCAAUUCCACUAGCUGUUGGAGCAAGUUGUAAAUCGGAUGAACACACCGAUUUCCCCGAAGAUCCGCAACCGAGUUUUGAAUCAAACUCCGGGAACAGCCUCGAGAUCUUGGUGAACAAGCAUCAAAAGCUCGCUGUGGGGUUGGAAGAUCCACCAGCCGAUCCAGACCAAAAUGGAGACUCGGAUGAAUCGUGGCUGGAUUCGGGAGAUGGAGCAAAGACGGAUCGAGCCUCAUCAACAUCAACAGAUAGCUCGGAUGAUGAAGCCUCGAGUGAGGAUGAAGAAGAAGCUUUAGAUGGGCAAGAGCAUCUCAAAGAGGACUCGGACAGUGUGGUGUUCGAGGUGAGUCAGCAGAGAUUGGCUGUGAAUCGAACAAGGCAACAGUCAACCAAAUCCACGUCGUCCCAAGAAGCCUCAAAGAUCAUCGAACCACCAGCAAUCAUUGUCACCUCGCAAAACAACGAUUUGUUGCCGUCAAGAGUACGGAAGACCAAAUAUCACGCGUACAUCUACAUUCAGAUGCAGCUCUGUCAAUCUCGUACUCUAUCGGAUUGGUUGAAAGCGAAUUCUACCCACGAAUUGAGAGAGCUUGCAAGAAUGAGAAGCUGGUUUGAGCAACUUGUCAGAGCCACUGAAUACAUUCACAAUCAAGGGCUAAUCCAUCGGGAUAUCAAGCCUCAAAACAUUUUCUUUGCAUCCGACGACGUGUUGAAGAUUGGCGAUAUGGGAUUGGUGUCGAAGAAUACGGGCAGCUUGGAGGCGAUUGACGAUUGUGAUUCCAACUCAUCAGCUAGUGAAAACCCUCUACACACGGGUGAUGUGGGCACAAAGAGCUACAUGAGUCCGGAACAGUUAGCCCAUCGACCCUACACGAACAAAGUCGAUGUGUUUUCACUUGGGAUGAUUUUCGUUGAGAUGAUUAUCCCAUUCUCGACGACAAUGGAACGAUUGACUACACUCGGUCAAUUGCAGAAAGGGCGGAUACCGAAAGAGUUGGAUGAGUAUCCAAAAGAGAAAAGCUUCGCCGCUUGGCUUUGCGCCAAGGAUUCAUCAAAAAGGCCGACAUGCGGGGAUAUUCUUGCAAAUGAAUACCUCAUCGAACAUAAAAAC